UUCCGCGCCUCGCCCUAUCUGAGGACAUGACUUGCUGAGCGACCUGCGUAGUUUAUUCAAGCUUCGCAAUUAAACUGUUUAUGCGAUGUUGGUCUGUAAAGGGAGCUUGACAAACACAAUGUUGUCUGCUCUUAGGGUUCUUCGCUGUAACCAAGUCGUAUUUUCGGCCCAGGUGCAGAGAUGUCUGUCCACACAAACAGAGGGAGAAAUCCGCAUCGUCAAAAUCCUGAAGGAGAAGUUUCCAUUAGCCUCGUCGCUGAAAGUUGUGGAUAUAUCAGGUGGUUGUGGAGCAAUGUAUGAGAUUCAUAUAGAGUCCAGUGAAUUCAAAGGAAAAAGAACUGUACAGCAACAUCAGUUAGUCAAUCAGGCACUCAAGGAAGAGAUUCAAGGAAUGCAUGGACUGCGGAUAUUCACUGAUUUUCCUAAAGAUUAGAGGAUGACACUAGUGGGUGACACAGCUAUGUACAAAUUAUAUAUUUUAAAUGUAAAGCUUUAAUGAAUUUCAUUAAAUUUCUUAAUGUGCCAGUGGUAGAAUUACAGAAUGAAACUAUCUUCCACUGCUGUACACUAACAAAUAUAAAAUGUGAGGAGGCUUUUGACACAAGAGCAUGAAGAAGCCACUGAAAGCUGCAGUACGCACAAAAUACUUUAUGAAAUGACCUGUUGUGUAGGAUUCUUCUCUUUUUAAAGUCUUCUCAGGGCUGGUGAUUAUGCUGAUGUAAUGUCAAAUAAUACUUUGGCUGUAAGUCGGAAGCAGAGAAAAAUAACAGUUUGUGGAGCAGUGUAAACAUUGUUAAAAAUGUUUGUGUUUGUUUAUUAAAAGUUGCUUCAUUUUAAAUAAAUCUCCAGAUAUUUGGUCCACAAUGA
Molecule: messenger RNA, 867 nt
Organism: Sphaeramia orbicularis (orbiculate cardinalfish)
Lineage: Eukaryota; Metazoa; Chordata; Actinopteri; Kurtiformes; Apogonidae
Gene: bola3
Product: bolA family member 3
Exons: 4
Coding region: 86-433 (115 amino acids)
Cellular component (GO): mitochondrial matrix
Source: RefSeq, a predicted model, not a curated record